This is a messenger RNA of Zootoca vivipara (common lizard), 2477 nucleotides long. It is a transcript of the gene TRAF3IP3, whose product is annotated as TRAF3 interacting protein 3. The record is from RefSeq and is a predicted model, not a curated record. NCBI's taxonomy places the organism in Eukaryota, Metazoa, Chordata, Lepidosauria, Squamata, Lacertidae.
AGCAAAGGUAAGGACUUCCCUUGUUCGUAAUGACCUUCCAUUUUUGUUUGUGGAUUAUAGAAAGCAAACGCAAUCUACAAAAAGGAACAUUUUGCUUUGAGCCUCUGACAACACAAUUGACAACGUGCAGCCAUAACAUGAGCAGGCAUUAUUUUCCCUGAUUAAACUGGUGUGUAUGUGACCAUGCCUGCGAGGGAAAGAUAAAGGGCAUCUGUGUUCAUCCGAGGCAAAUACUUCGGCCAAGACUGGAAGAAGGAAACCAAUAAUGUGAUUAAAAGGCCUCAGCAGUGUGCUCAGUUUUGUGGGUUAAAUAAAGAGAGUACUUCUCGCCUUCAUAGUCUGGUUUGAAUCUAAGGUUUUUUUCAAGCAGCUACAAAAUAAAGUAAUGGCAUCUGGAGAAGUAGGUGAAGCCUCCGCAGUUCACGGAAGCCUCCUUCCACAUUGGUCACAUCCAGAAAUCAAGACUCCAAGAAAGAGGAAGGUGACUCUCAAGUGUAUUUGGAAAGUGUUCUGCACUGCCGCGUCUUGUGCCAUAAGUAUGAUAAAAGAGAUUUUCAAAUCCCAUGGCUGGCGUGGCCCCAGGCAUGAAAGUUAUGAAGAAAAAUAUGAACGCCGGCAGGAAAAGCGAGAAAACCUGCGCAGAAGGAGGAACAAGACCACAUGCCGUCUCACGGAUAAACGGCAGAGCAAAGAGGCCAAGGAGCUACUUCAAAGACGCCGAGAAAAAGUGAUCCUCAGAAGAAGAAAUUUAACAAUGGAGGGGCCAGGAAGUAAGGAAGUGCAUUUGACUCCUGGCACAGACAUGCCCCUGGUUCCUGAGAACAGACCUGGAGAUUUGGGGGAGAGAUCAGCAUAUCUGAGAUCAUUGCCUGCUAACCAGGAGUUUGGGGAUAACUGUACCUCUCAGCUUCAUACCAAAUCUGUGCAGCAUAGCUUCACUGACACUUUUGCACAUGGCAGCUUGAGCUCCUCUCUAGAAAACAUGUUCAUGGUGAAAGUUUACAAAACCUGCAAAGGUACCCAAACCACAGAUGAGUUGAGUACAGUAAAGAAAAGCUCAGGCCAACAGACAGAUUGUGGAACAGCAGUUUUAGAUAAGGAGAUUAUUCAACUUUCUAACUACCUCAAGGAGGCACUUCAUCGGGAGCUACUGCUGAAGCAGAAGAUGGCCAUCUUACAGGAACUUCUUGCCGCGUUGCUGCAAGCAGCAGAAAAGUCUUGGAAGGGUCAGCUAAAUGAAGACAAACUCAAGUGCAGGCUAGGUGCCCUGGAGAAUCAAUUGCAGACAUGCACCCAGAGUCACUCAAAGCGGAGCUUAAAGAGGAUUCUGCUGGAGAUGGAAGAUCAAAAGCAGAACUAUGAGCUGAAAGCGAAAGAGUCUCUUCAGAAACUCCUUGAGGAGAAACUGCAGGUGGAAGGGCAGCUUCAGAAUGCCCAGAGAGCCCUAGCUGUUGCAGAAGAAGACUGUGCCCUCUGGAAAGAACACUACAACACAUUAAAUGAAGACUGGAGCCAGCUGACUGACAAGCACAUUGAACUGGAAAACAAUCUUCAUGUCCUGGAGAACAAACUUCAGUGGUCUGACAACCAGAACUUUCAGCUGCACCAAGCCCUGCAGAGCUCUGAGACUGAACGUGCCCAGCUCUAUUCCAGAAUUAAUAAUCUGCAAGAAGACUACAAGGUCACAAUUGAGUGUCUCAGUGUAGUGGAAGGCAAGCUGCGAAGUGAAGAGAGAGAUAAGCUGCAGCUGGAGGCAACAAUUAAACAUUUACACAAUGGGAUGCAGAAUCAGUCCAGUUCGGGAAGAUGAGAUGCAAAGAACUCAUCUAAACUAGUAGUGGGACUUCUGGGCAUCUGGGAUUUUGUGACUGGUACUCUAAGAACCACUCCUCACAGGAUAGGAGUGUGCUCUCAGAUUAAGAACCACAAAUAGAAGCAUUCCACAUAGUGUGUACAGUAUUGUUACUGGUCUGCAAAAGGCUGCUUGAAAUAUAUAUCACUGUUAGAAAUUUUCGCCUCCAUUGGCAUGCAGCUGUAUCUAUUGGAGCAAGCUUUUAUUGGAGCAAGCUUCUUGUACAAUAAAUGAUUUUUGCUCAAACGUUGAUGUCCACUUUUUUUUGUUUUUCAAAGUAGUUUUUAUUAAAGAUUUUAUUGGGUUACAAAAGUACGUGCAUUGUCUCUAUUUUCAGGUCACAGAGAUAUUUCACCAGAUCAGUUACACUCAGUGUGAGGCAUUAAUGUUUUAUAUAGUACAGUAUAAGGUUCUUUGUUGAUUUUACCACAUUGCUGAUUUUUUUAUUUUAAAAAAUUAAACUACGAAGUGUAAACAGAGGAGAGCACACUGGUGCUGUGAUGCCUGCUGAGAUUCCCAGAUAGCUCAGAGAAUUGUGAAAGUAUCCAUUUUGUUCUGUAGCUAGCAGGUCUGGACUCAGCUCAGCCAGAACCAAACAGUCCAAAGACCCUGAAGGGGAGAUAGA